UAGCAUUACGAUUAAGUGCUUACAUCUGACAACCCAGUUAUGUUGUCUAAAGGCUCGCUGCUGUAUGGCGCUGUACUUUGCGGCAUAGCCCUGAUUCUUAGCCAAAAGAAAGCACAGAGCCAUCCCCAGUGCUUGGAUUUUAGAGCGCCCUUUAAAGUAGCAAAACAGCUCUCUUUCUGCCCGCAAAACUACUCGGAAUAUGGCUGUUGCACUGUAGACCGCGAUCAAGGGAUUUCGAACGUCUAUAAGAGAUUGGUGACCCGAUUUUCACUGGAUAGCAAGCCAAAAUGCGCUAACCUGGUAAAAACAGUGCUUUGCCUCGAAUGUCAUCAAUAUGCAGCCCAUAUUUUUGAGGCAGAAGGUAAUAAAAAGUUCGAUUCGACGACUGCAGCCCCAGGAUUAUGCUCUAAUUUUUGCAAGACUUUUUACCAAGAGUGUAAUGACGUAGCGACAUAUUUAGUGUCAAACGGCAGAUGGAAACUUCGAUCUACGCCUGAAAGUUCUUCACCGUUAACCGAGAAAUCGUUCUGCGACGGACUACAGCUGUCAGACGCAGACUACUGCUACCCGCAUGUACAAAGAGUGGAUCGUGAAAUCCUUUCGAGAAAAUACAACUUCGAUUCCAACCGAAACUGUUUGUGUGUCGAGGAGGUGGCGCGUGGUUUACGAAAUCCUCUGGCUGCGGUGCACGCAAAUGACAAGUCUGGAAGACUUUUUAUCGCCGAACAGCCAGGCCUAAUACGCAUCAUAUUAGCUGAGGGAAAAUUACUGCAGCAGCCAUUUUUAGACAUCACUGACAGAGUGUUAACAUCAGGUUCGUACGGCGAUGAGCGUGGGUUUCUAAGCAUUGUUUUCCAUCCAGCGUUUAGGAAUAACAACAGGUUCUUUGUGUAUUACUCAACUCGAAUGGGUAGAAAAUCUGGGAGCAGGAAAAACUCCAAAGCUCCUUUUAGAGCGUUUGAUCAUAGAACGGUUUUGAGUGAAUUUAGGGCUUCGGUUUACAAUCGUAACAGAGCACUUCGAAGGUCAGAAAAAGUAAUUAUGGAAAUCGAACAACCUGCUGACAAUCACAACGGAGGGACGCUGUUUUUUGGAUCCGAUGGUCUACUUUAUUUGACGAUUGGAGAUGGCGGGCGAGGUGGAGAUCCCUUUGGAAAGAUUGGCAAUGGUUUAAACAGAUCGACUCUCUUGGGAAGUGUCAUUCGAAUUGAUGUAGAUGCACGGCGACAAAGCUACAAGAUUCCCCCGGAUAACCCGUUCAUAGGUAUCCGUGGGGUUCGCCCGGAGAUUUACGCUUACGGAACUCGUAACAUGUGGCGUUGCUCGGUGGACAGAGGAGAUCGCAAGACGGGAGAAGGAAAAGGCAGAAUAUUCUGCGGGGACGUGGGUCAGAAUAAAUACGAGGAGAUCGAUAUCAUUACGAAAGGUGGAAAUUUUGGAUGGCGAGGUUUUGAGGGAUUUGAAUGCUACGACAAAAGCCUUUGCAGGUCUCCUUUAGUAAGUGGUAGUAUUCCACCUAUUUUCGCCUACAACCAUUCUGUUGGCAAAUCCAUUGUGGGUGGCCAUGUUUAUCGAGGCUGCAAAAACCCGGAUCUAAGUGGAAAGUAUAUAUUUGGAGACACUGUAACCUCCCGUCUUUUCGCGCUGACGGAGGACAAGACCACAGGGAAAUGGAAAGAUGAGGAGCUCUGCUUUGGGGAUGACAAAUAUUGCACUGAUAAUCUCAGCGGAGAAUUUGAGCGGUUUAUCUUAUCAUUCGGGGAGGACGAGCAUGGUGAGCUUUACUUUCUUUCGACAAGCCGUCCUAGCAGCACAAAUAGGGAAGGCAAAGUUUAUCGUAUAGUUGAUCCCGGAAGCAUACGCGUAAACGACGAGAGCAAGGAAGGAACCGCGUGUUUUCAUUCGUGCACGUCUUUGCAACCCAUACACACUCUAGCGUACUCAGCUGUUUUUAAGCAGAUUUUCUUGUAAAAAGAGUAUGAAAAAUCGAACGGAACAAUUCCUGACGGCUGUACGUUACUCGUAGCGUUGUUAGUACCAGCAAGUCGCAAAGGCGCACAUGUUCCUUAAUUUUAAGCACCUCAGCGGGCCGGAUGUGAUUGGAUAAUUAAGUGCUCGUAACUGGUCCAGCUUCGUACACAACGGACCACGGUCCGGAUCGCGCCCAAGACCUCGAGCGUAGUUUUUUUCCCAUACGGACCUCCUGCCCGGUAAAUAACAUAUAUCUACA
Pocillopora damicornis (cauliflower coral) is the source of this 2230-nucleotide messenger RNA. RefSeq names its product HHIP-like protein 2. The record is from RefSeq and is a predicted model, not a curated record. NCBI's taxonomy places the organism in Eukaryota, Metazoa, Cnidaria, Anthozoa, Scleractinia, Pocilloporidae.